Molecule: messenger RNA, 3924 nt
Organism: Closterium sp. Yama58-4
Lineage: Eukaryota; Viridiplantae; Streptophyta; Zygnematophyceae; Desmidiales; Closteriaceae
Source: the annotation of a GenBank genome assembly
AUGCGGGCCUGGGCCUUGGGCGAGGCCUUGUGGAAUUCCGCGGAGGAAGGAGCAGCUGUAACCGCCACGCCGGCAGGCGGAAGCGGAGAGCCGCGGGGGAACGAAGCGCGAGCGACAGGGCGCGCGGCAGCGUACGCGGAGUGGCUUCAGGCGGGCAAGCUGAGCCCUGGCAGCGCGGGCGCCUUCCGCUGCCUGGGGUAUUUCUUUGCGGGAUUCCAGGGGAUCAUCCCGCGCACAGGCACGCGCGGAGCGCAACAGGGGGACGGGCGACACGCGGAGGCGUGGUGGGUGGCGGGGGAGCGGAAUAGGGCGCGGAAAGGGGGAGUUGGGGGGGAGUUGGUGCGGGAUGUGGGGCGAGCGGUGAAGUGUUUCCAGAAGGCCGUGAGCGUGAAUCCCGAGGACCAAGAUGCUGGGGAGGCGGCCUUUCACCUGCUGGCAGGGGGGCGGGGGGCGGUGAGGCAGCGGUCGCUGCAGGUGGCGCUGUGCCGGGGGGCAGUGGAGGGCAGCGCGCGGGCGUUCUGGGCGUGGCGGCUGCUGGGGCUGUUGCACGCGGAGGAGGCUGCGUGGCAGUCUGCCGUGCCAUGCCUGCAGUCCGCCAUCAAGGGCUUCGUGCGAGAUGCUGCCUGCUGGCGGGCCCUUGCCCUGUGCUACCAGCGACUCGGUCGGCACUCCGCUGGUCUCAAGGCCUAUGGGCGGGUGAUAACCUUGGGACUGCCCCACGUGGCGAGCGCUCUAGAGGCCCUCGUCCCGGCCUCUGUUGCACUCGCCACUGCGCCUCCCGCUGCCGAGUCAUCUGGCGGAGCGAGGAGCAGCGACGUGGCAUGUGCAGUGUUUGCGCUGGAGCAGAGCGGGCACAUUGAAUUGGAGCGCAGCAACUACUCCCAGGCAUUGGAGCUGUUCUCGUACGCGGAGGCGCAGCGGGCAGGCAGUGCCACGGUGCAGUGGGGGCUGGCAGCAGCGCGCUACGGCCUUGCGUGCCACGUGGCCUCCUUUGCCGUGCUUCUUGCCACACCUUCCCCUGCCAACGCCCCCUCCACCACCGCGCCUGCAUCCCCCGCCCCCUCCUCCCUCCUCACAUGGCGCCGCCACCGCUUCCGCCUGGCGUCCUCCGCCCUGCGCUCCUAUGCCCACGCGCUGCACCUCUCCCCCUCGCCCUCCGCGCCCCCUCCCCUUGACUCCCCCCACCUCUCUUCUUUCCUCAGCUUGGGCGUACCUGAACCAGGGGGAAUGGGCGGGGGGGAAGUGAAGGGCGCAGGGGGGCAGGGAGGGGGGAGGCUGUGGGCGGAUUUGGCACUGGCAGCGGCGGCCAAGGGGAGGGCGUGGGCGGAGCUGGUGGAAGCGGGGGGCGGGGGAGAGGAGGAGGAGGUGGAGUGUGGGAAUGCGGGUGGUGAUGGGCAGGCCAAGGCAGAGCCGCCAUGCGCCCAACAUGUGCUCGGACAGCUGUCAGCUCGCUGCGGCAGGCUGGGCCAGGCAGAGGUGUUCUGCGCGCUGUCCCACCUGGCUGCCAGCACCCCGGCAUCUUCCGAGGCUCUCUUCCUGCUGGGCCUCUCCGCCUCUGCGCGCUGCCUACCCUUGGUCGCCCUGCACGCCUUCCACUCCGCCAAGGACCUACUGCUGCACCAGGAAGCACCCGCGGAGCGAGUGUGGCAGGCGUGUGUGCAAGUGGCCAUGGCCCUCACCGCGGCACGGCGGUUCAGUGAGGCAGUGGUGGAGUUUAACUCUGCACACUCUCUUCGAGACCGUUCCAAGUGGCCACUGCGCCCACUGCUCGCGCUCUCCCUCGCCCUGCACCACUGCUCACUCCAUGACGAUGCCCUCGCUGUUGUCGCCCUCGCCACCACCCAAGCCACACACCUUGCACGGACCCCAUCCCCAUCUCCAUCCUCCUCCUCCUCCUCCUCCUCCUCGCCCUCCUCUCACUCGCUCCUGUCAGCAGCAGCAGUGAAGCUCCAUGCUGCUCUCCUUGCCUCUCCCCCUGCUCUCCCAUCCUCCCCAACACCGCCUGCAUCACUCGCCCCCCCUCUCUUCCUCUCGCCCUCUCUUGCGCGUGACCUGGCGCUGACUCGCGUUGAUGUGUCGCUGACGGCGCUGGCAGCAGCAGCAGCAUCACUGGACGAGGGGGAGAUAGGCCGUGCGGUGCAGCAGUACCGGCCCGUCUUCAGCGACCCUCUAAUGGCCCCCAGAGCACAUGCCUUGCUCGGGGUCGCUCUCGCUGCCAAGGGUCAACUGCCGCGUGCCCUCAAGUAUCUCAUCCGCUCACUGCAUCACUUCCCCGAUAGCCUCCUGCUCAGUGCAGGGGGGACAGUGGAGGAGAGUGUGGUGCGCGUGCAGGCCAGCACGCGGCUGGCGUGCAGUGCGUGUGCGCAAGGCACGGCGCAUGGUGCAGGGGCCUGCUUACACUCCCAGGCUCCGCUGGCCACGCCUGCUGCUGUGCCUGGAAGCAGCAGUAGCAGCAGCGGCGGUGGCAGUUUCAGUGGUUGCGGUGGGGUUGAGGGUGGUGGUGCGAGGGAGAGCCACCUAUCAGGGCGGAAUCAGCUGCGGCUGCUGGCCAGGGCUAUUCACACUCGCCCCAACGAUCCCACACUCCGCCUCCUUCUCCUCCGCCUCUCCCUCUCGCCUUCCUCCCACGUGUCACCCUUCGGUGCUCCCUUGCCCCCUCCCUCUUCGUUCUCCACGUCCCUCCUCCGCUUCUCCCACUCCCUCCUCUCCCUCAUUCACACCACCUUCGCCUCCCCACCACCGUCACCUUCCCCUCCUUCUGCUCCAUCUCCCUCUCUUUCGCUCCUCCACCUUUCUUCCGCCAAGGCGCCAGCUGGCACACCGCCAUUGGUGCGCGAGCUCUGGGUGCACUCUCUCUUGUCUGCAUCUGAGUGUGCUGCACGCUGCUGUUCCUCUCCAACCUCAACCCUUGACCGCUCACAGCCCCCACUCUCACUCGCCUCCCUCUCGCUCUCCCUCGCCUCCCACGCCCAGUCAGAGUGCCUCCUCCUCCCCGAUUCACCCCAAUCAGCCAAUCAGAAAGCAGCGCUGCGUGCCAGUGCUGAAUGCCAGGUGGCGCGGUGCCAUUCGCUGCAGCAGUCUGCAACAGAAUCAUGUACCCAGCCUCCAGUCACCCCCAGCUUCCCUGCUUCUCUGCUCCCAUCGCUCGCCUCUGCCUCAUCUCUCUUCUCCUCUGGUUUCUCCCAAGAGGCUGAAGCAGUGGUGGCAGCACUGCAAGCCCAAGGGCUGCAGGGGCAAGGCGAAAACAGGUUGCUGCUAAUGUCAGCGGUGCAGAUGUGGCAGGCUGUGAUUGGUGCAGAGAAGGGCGAGUUGAGCAAGGCGAGGAGUGUGUUGGAGGGGGUGGUGGGGUCGCUCAAGGAGGCAGCAGGGGCGGGUGGAAUGGCAGGGGCAGCAGUGCAGCCUAUGCUCGACGUCGCACACAUGCUUCUAGGAUCGGUCCUCCUCUCCCUCCACCGAGUCAACUCCUCCGACUCCUCUCUCCCUCUCGCCGCACGUCGCUCCCUCCUCUCCGUCUCCUCACCCCCCUCCUCUCUCUUCCCCCACCUUCACCUCUUGCUCUCCUCUGCUGACUCCCUUGCUGCCUCUCGCUCUGCCGCCCCUCGCAAGCGUGCCGCCCACCUGCAGCAAGAGUGGGCGGCAUGGCCUGCUGACUGCCGCCCAGCCCGCGUGCUAGCUGCAGUAGGAGAAGCACUUGCAGGGCUGGACGCAGGGGCAGGUGCGCCUGAGAAAGGUACAUCUGAGAAAGGCAGCGGUGCAUGUGGAUCCGUCGUGUGGGCGGCACUGGGAGGUGCUGCGUCGCUUGGGGAGUCAGGGCUGCGCUGGCGAUGCCGUGCGCAGCUGAGCCUGUGCCGUGGUGCAGUGCCGUGGAGAACUGUGGAUGGAACAUGUGACAUGGUCCAGUGCAGUGCAAUUUGUGGUGCAUGA